GUCUUGCUUUGAAGGAACUUUUAUCCAUCAGAUCAUCUGAUUCUGUAAGAAUAACAAAGAUGGAGCAUUCUUGUCUUCUUCUAACAGGCUGCUCCUCUCAGAAGACAUAAAUUGUGCCAAAUCUCCUAAGCAUCCAAAUGUCAGAGUGCUCCAGGGCUCAACCCCUAGACUCUCCUGUCUGCCUCUGAUAAUAUGCUGCAGGGAUUACUCAGCACUGCCUUGGAGAUGUUUCCAUGCCUAUAUAUAUAUACACUCGUCUUUUUUUUUUUUUAACUUCUACAUAGCGUUCUGUGUAAUAUAUGUACCCCUGUUUAGCCAUUGCUCUGUUUUUAAAAGUAGCAAAUAUUUGUGGAGUAAUUAACUUUUGCAGAGCAGUGUUUUUAAAGGUUUUUAAGUUUUAAUUUUGUGAUAUUGGAUAUCAUGAUGUUAGAGUGUCCCAAGUAGCCACAAAGAAAGAUUAAUACUAAGUCAGUAAAUCACAGUCCUGAUUUUUACAUUUCGAAGAAUAAAAUCAGUUCCUCAGAAACUCAGAAAACAAAAUUCAUUUUAAUGUCAUUAUAGUGUUUUUUAAUUCAGCAUUCAUCAGUUCUGGAACUUUUUAGACAGUUAAAGGAUUAGAAUACCAACAGUUGUGUUCUUUGUACUCUGAGGUACUCAACUGAAAUGCACCUCUGUCAGAAGUUCCGUUGCAUUUAAUAAACCUGCCAUUCAGCACUGGUAUUUACUACUAUCCUCUGCCCACCUAGAGUAUAAACCCCUCAGAGGAAGGAAACUAGGGCUUUUUAAAAAAAAAUAAAGAUUAUUUGACAAAUACAAUCUUUUGUGCUUCCCAUUUUCAGUAUAUUUUUAGUUUCCAAUUCUAUCAGUUUAGCUUGAUACCUGCUCAAGGAUAUAUAUAAACUGUUGUCAGCCUAUGUUUAUUCUAUUUCAUAUAGCUUUUUACUUAAAAUUCUGGUCAUAAAAUUUAGGUUCAAACAUUCUGGAAUUUCAGGUCCUUACUUUGAGGGUUUUGCCUAUCCGUUAGUGCUUGUGUAAUGCCUUUGAAGUGCUAGAUGCUGGGGGUAACCACUUCUUCAUUUUAGGAUUUCAGUUCUUCAAAAUCUAUACUUUCAGAUUAUCUAACUGGUCAUUCAUUGUAAUAUAUUUGUAUAAAAUAAUUGCUAGAAAAACAAGAAAAAACCCUUUAUUUUAUACUUACUGCUUGAUGUCCAGUAGGUGGCAUCAGACACCCUUUGGAGUUCUUCAUGAUACUAGUUCCUAGUUGGUAUUACUGGUUUACUGAUCAUUUCUUCCAGUGCUGCCAGGGAACAGAAAGAGGUCUAUUCCUUAGUCUUAAUUCUCUGAUUUUAUAUAUUAUUUAAUUUAUUUUUGUUUGGAAUUUAAGCUAAACCUGUUGGUGUUUAAAUGGUUCCUUUGCUAUAUCUGACUCAGAUUUCAACCAUUUUUCCUUUUUUAAUUUUAUAAGUGUGAUUUUCAAUCAGGCUAAUUCCAGGGGAAGGAUCAUGAUUUUGAAAUAAGACUGGCUUUUUAAAAAAAAGAGUUGAGGGUAAGAGAAAGAAUAAAGAGAUGCUAAAUGUUCAUAAUAAAAUCAGAGAGAAAAUAUAGAAGUAUACAGAAUCCAAAAUUAAGAAUGAAAUCAGUGCUUUUACUGUCAGUAAAAACUGUAUUCAUUACUGUUUUCAGGUUUGUUUUACAAAUACCCUGCAGUUAAAAAUUAUAUCUUUAUAAUUUUUAUAAACUUAUAUCCCCAGUUCUAGCUUUUUGUGCUUUUUUGAAAACUUUUAUCUUCAGUGUAUUAAUUUCUGUAAAGAAUCAGCUUUUAGAUCCAAUUAACCAUUAAAACCAGAAAAUAUGUGUUUUGUAUGUAAGGACUGGGUUACUCUAUUUAUUCUUAUUCUUUUGAGUUUAAUGGAUUUGUCAACCAUUAGAAAAGACAUAUUUAAAACUUACCAUCAUAAUUACAUGUUUUUCUUUAUUUUCCCUGUGUUUGAGUGUCAGUGUUUGUGACUCAUGGAGAUCCGGUUCUUAAUUCCUAUUUUUUGGAAAAACUACCACCCAUAGUAUGGGCUUUGGGUGAAACAGAUCUAGGUUCAGUUUCCAUUUCUGGCUGAAAGGAUGUCUAAGAAAGUCAUUUAGCUUCUCUGGGCAUCAGUUUCCUUAUAUACAAAAUGUAGAUAAUUAACCUAUCUAGUGGGGUUCUACUGAGGAUUAGCAAUAAUGUAGGUAAAUUACCUGACAAGCUAUUGUUUUCACAUAUUCGCAACAAUAAACUGUUUAAAAGUUUUGUUAAAUAUGUUCAUGCUUUACUCAUUUCUAUAUUCAAGAGUCUCAAUUUACCAAGAGUUUUAUUUCAUCUUUUUUAAUGGAGCUGUCAGUGUAUUAUAACUUGGGUCUCGAGAUAGCUUAAGGAACAGUUCUUAAAAAUCUUAGUUCUGUUCUACGUACAUUUAUAUUGGUACCACACACACACAAACAUCAUUUAUAGCCGUCUUGAAUAGGAAGUAUUCUUUUUGAAUGUUUUCCUCUAGAACUAGAAGGAAAGAAUAUGAAAGAGAUGUCAAACAAAUCUCAGAAUUCAACGUCAAUCUGCAGGUACAGGAAGUUUCUGAGCUUUUAAAAUCCACUCGCAUGAGGGAGUAAUUAGCCAGCACUUAGGGCGGGGUAUACAGCCUCGCGAUUCCAGUGCUUUCUGGGGAAAGGAAAAAAACGCUGGGUGGCGAGCACUGAACACAGUCUCCCCCGCCGAGCGCUACAGCCACGUGGCGCUCGCCGGAGCCCCAGGCCCACCGCCCUCUCGGGCUGUCGGCGGGGCCUUUGGCCCCGGAAAGCCUGGAACCUCCGGGCCGCAGCCAGCAGGCCCAGAAAUCUGGCCCCGAACCCGAGCAGGGCAGAGCGCCCAGGUGACGCGCGGUGCCAGCUUCCACUCUAGGGGCGUCCAGCAGAUCCCCGCAACUUUUCCCCGGAAACAGGUUCCGGCAACAGGUCCGAGGAGGGGUCGGUGAAUCAUCGCUGCUCGGUGCCUGGGUCAGCCGUGCAAUCCAAUGCCAGAUUCGGGUAGGAAUAGCCCGGCGUCUAACCACUAGCCAUUCAGGGAUCGCUAGCCAGGGGAACGAUGACGUCAUCGUAGCUGGGCGGUGUCGGAAGGUCCCACCAAUAGGAGACAGGCAAAGUGGCUUGCUUUCUGUAUCUCUUGGCCAAUACUAACAAAGCAAAAGGGGGCCCGGUUGUUGGUAUAGAACCAAUGGAAAACAGAGAAGGAGCACGAGGCGGAGUUGAGAAUCCUGUCACCAAUUGGAAAGGGGGGGUGGAGCCCGGGCCUUGUCAAGCGUGACCAACCAGGGAGAGGAGCGGACUCUGAGGGGCGGGGCCGUAGUGCCUUCCCCCAAUCGGACAGGUCCGGGGGCGGGGAAUUCUUUGGGGCUCCCAAUGAGGGACGCAGCCGAAGUGGGCCUGUCAAGAGAAGGGCCUGGGGGCGGGGGACGGUGAGUCGGGGAUAAACACUCCGCGGCGGUGGCGGCUGCUGCUCUUCUGUAGGUUCUGUCACGGUGUCGGUGGUGCCCAGCUCGCCGGUCCCCUCCCGCUUCCGGCGAGCGUGGUCGCCAGAGAGUCUCUCUCAGCCCUGCUCUGCGGGGUCCACAGCGGGGCGCGGGUGUCCGGCGGCGGCGGCGAGCCCGUGUCCAGUGGGGGUUGGUCCCGUGGCUCCGGCCCCCGGUGCAGAAUGGCGGCGGCGGUUCGGAUGAACAUCCAGAUGCUGCUGGAGGCGGCCGACUACCUGGAGCGACGGGAGAGAGGUGCACGGGGACGGGAGGGGUCCGGCCCGAGCUAGUGCCGGGAGCUCUGAGGGGCCUGGCAGCGGAUCCGGGCGCCCAGCCUCUCCGGGGGUGGUUGGAGGAGCUGAGAGCGCGACCCGCGAGCGCUCCCAACCCCUCCAGCUUUCCCCACGCGCGGUUCGAAGGGAGGCCGUCGCUGCCCCCAAAGUCAAUGAAUGGGAGUAGAAAGGGACUGCUGCCCCCGGGAUCCUGAGCGCUUCCCCCUCCGCACCCCGUCGCUAGUGGGGUGCCCGGGGCCCCCUCAGCCAAGCGCUUGGUUUACCUCACCCGGCUCUUCCCGGCCCGCCCCAAAGUGGGCCUGGCGCCGGGUCUCCCAGUCGGCGGAGCAGCUCCUCCCUUGCCCCGCAUCCUCCGUCCUCGGCUCUGGCUCCCGGUGUCUGGCCCCGCACCUUCGUCUGAGGCCGGUCCCACUUAAUAUACACCAACCUGCUGGACGUUGCCAAUGGGAAACCCAGGCUCCAUGAGACUUGCUGUGUCUUUCUCAACAAUGAGCAGCUGGAAUGCUCCUUACACCUGCUCCGAACUGAGGAAGCUGAACAUGGUUAUGCCUCCAUGUUACCAUACAAUAACAAGGACAGAGAUGCCUUAAAACGGAGGAGCAAAUCCAAGAAGAAUAACAGCAGUAGCAGAUCGACUCACAAUGAAAUGGAGAAGAAUAGACGGGCCCACCUUCGCUUGUGCCUGGAAAAGUUGAAGGGGCUGGUGCCACUUGGUCCAGAAUCAAAUCGACACACUACGUUGAGUUUAUUAACAAAAGCCAAAUUGCACAUAAAGAAACUUGAAGACUGUGACAGAAAAGCCAUUCACCAAAUCGACCAGCUGCAGCGAGAGCAGCGGCACCUGAAGAGGCAGCUGGAGAAGCUGGGCAUCGAGAGGAUGCGGACGGACAGCACCGGCUCCACUGUCUCCUCCGAGCGCUCUGACUCCGACAGGGAAGAGAUCGACGUGGACGUCGAGAGCACAGACUAUCUCACGGGCGACCUGGACUGGAGCUGCAGCAGCGUGAGCGACUCGGACGAGCGGGGAAGCAUGCAAAGCCUGGGCAGCGAUGAGGGCUACUCCAGCUCCAGCGUCAAGAGAAUAAAGCUCCAGGACAGUCACAAGACGACGUGUCUUGGUCUCUAGGAGAGCGUGGUCACUUCGGCUGCCGUCCGGAUGGUCCUCCCUGUCGGCUCCGAUUUAGGUAGCGUAUGGGACCUGCCCACAAUCCCCUCGCACGUCAGCUUCCGUGUACCACGUCACCAAGAGCAGCUGCGUUUAAAGUUGUCAAGGAAGUGCUUAGGAUUGUGGGUUUCUGUUUUUUCUUUUUCCUUUUUUUUUUUUCUUUUCUUUUUUUUUUUAAAUCCCCAAUUUCCAUCUCAAAAAGGGUUGAGCGGCCUGCACCCGCCCAGUGUCGGGCAGGCCGGCCCCGCUGAGCCAGUCAGUGCAGCCAGGACACCCAGGGGCAUCUCGACUUCAUGUUGCUGAGUCUGGGGUGGCUGAAUGCUGCUUAGCCCCGCACGAAGUUGGGGGACGCCGACCAGGAUCGUGGAUUUCUGAUUGCAUCCUCUAGCUUCUCUCUUUCUCUCCACAAGUCUCUCUGAGAGACUGUACAUUCCAAUCCGUUUGAAGCAUCCAAGAACUCUGAGGCCGAAUAAGCCCCUCGCACAUCUCGGCAGUUCCCCCUCUUAUUUACUGUCCCGUGUGUUCUUCUAGACCUUCUUUAACGUUUUCUGGCUUCCUGUGUGACAUGCCUAGCAGAAAUGUCCAAAUGUGUCUUGUGCUUAGGAAACUGAAGGAAACAAACUUUUCAAGUGGAGAUCCUGAUCUCAGAACUCCAAAGUAAGCUUUGAAAGUGGCAUUGAAGAGCACUUAGCCCUGGCCCUCACCACCCAUGACGAGUCAGGAUUACCUCCAGAAAACAGGCCCUUCUCACACAUACACACACAGACACACAUGUAUACACACACCCCGAGUGAACGCCCCAACCCACAUGCAGACAGGAGCAGUAUUUCUAACCUUCGGAUGGACACCUUGCUUAUAGAAGUUCCAGCGUCAUUUGUCCUCACAAACGCAAUGGUCUGUUUUUGUGUGCUGUCCCUGGGUCCGUGCUGUGCCUGCUCUCUGAAGGCACGUUUCCCCUCCCAGUUGGUUUUGCUACUUGUCUCUGGAACAUUUUUUUUCCUACCUCAGAGAUAAAUGAGAUCUCCAUUUCCCACUUAACACAAACUGAUUAUGCCUCUUCCCCCCCCCCCCCCGAAUAAGUGACAUUUGGUCCAAUCUUAAUCUAUUUUCCUAUGUCACUUUCAGCAAUAACUGAGCUUUGGCGCUAGCUGAGCUAGUGUUCAUCAUCAGUGAAAGGGGAAAAGUCCACAUUUCUACUCUCUGUUGCAGGUGAACAGGAGGGGACGGUACAGUGUUACUAGAAUCCUUCCUCACCGACUGUUUUUGGACGCACCCAGAAACUUCUUUAUGGAGGCUUUUGGGUUGAUAGUUUAAAAGGCUGAUUUUUCUUUCUGGUUAUGAUUUCUCCCUUAAGUGGUCUCCCACUUUGUAGCAUUUUUAUUUAAGCUAAAACAGAGCACAUGUAUAUGUACAUAAGACACAUUAAAUCUAUAAAUACUAUUUAUUCAUUUUAUAUAAACUAAUGUAAUGGAAAAUAAAUUCUUAUGACUUUGUGCUUUUAUAGAUGUUCUAGAAACUUUGUAUGUAGGUAUCUACAAAAUUGGCUCAUUUCCCCUUAAUAUUUUUGCAUUCAUAUUUUCGAGGUCUUGAUGUUUCCAACCUCUGGCAAACCUUUUUCAUUGAAUUUGAACCAUUUGUAAUAACUGUGACGCUGCAACAGAGUGUGCGUCACAAAGUGAUGAGAACAUUCCUAAAAUCUACAGCCGCGCUGCGACCUAAGGGCUCAGUGGCUGAAGCGGUAGUGGUGGCUGCCUGUGCCCCCGGCUGGCCUGCGGUCUCCCCCACCACAGCCUCGCACCUCCUCAGCGCCCCUCCUUGCCCACAACUAAAAGUUCAAAGGCACUCCACACGGAAGCUCAUUCUAGACGUGAAGAGCAGUCUGAAACAUUACCUUUGUGUUUAUUUUUGCUUUUUAAAUGAUUUCUUAAUGUAUUCAAAAAAUUUUAAUUGGAAGUAGUGGAUUCCUAAAUGAUUCCAAAGUCAUCUGUAAUUCUUCUAUUUUUGUUUUGUUCUGUUUUUCUCUUCAUUUCAGCUUUGGGUGGGGGAAGGGGCAGGUGAUACAAAAGAUUUUUCUUUCUUUUUUCUGUUUUUUAAUUGUUGGAAUCUUUUCCAAUUACCAGCUGAAGAUUUGCACUGAAAUACAACUUGUAUGCCUUUUGCAUUUUUAAAGCCUGCUUCCUGAAUUUAAGCAGAGUGAUAGUGUUCAAAGAGCCAGCUCAGCCUGUAACAUGUUUGAAAAAACUGCACUUUGAGGUCCCUUUUGAAUGCCAUUCACUAGACCUCGCAAGCAUUUUAAUUGCUACCUUCAAGCGCCUCACAAGUCCACGAUGCUGGAUGCUGUAUGGCAUCGAAAACUCAAGACUUUGGGAAAAGCUUGUGGGCUUGCGUUGAGGGAGGGAAGGGAACAAAACUCAUGUAUUUUGUUUGUUUAAUUUAGAAAUAAGGCAUCUGAGAGAUGCCGUUAUUUUCUGUGUUUUAAUUGUUGUGCCUUUUGAGUUAUACUGCAUUUUUGUCUUUCGGUUGAAAUAUGAAAUGUACUGUCCCGAUAUAAAAUAGUGAUUAUUUGACCUUU
Messenger RNA from Bubalus bubalis (water buffalo), 7566 nucleotides. It is a transcript of the gene MXD1, whose product is annotated as MAX dimerization protein 1. Gene Ontology annotation, biological process: negative regulation of transcription by RNA polymerase II. NCBI's taxonomy places the organism in Eukaryota, Metazoa, Chordata, Mammalia, Artiodactyla, Bovidae. The coding region runs from base 4383 to 4955 and encodes 190 amino acids. The transcript has 7 exons. The record is from RefSeq and is a predicted model, not a curated record. Gene Ontology annotation, molecular function: DNA-binding transcription factor activity, RNA polymerase II-specific; RNA polymerase II cis-regulatory region sequence-specific DNA binding; protein dimerization activity.